Sphaeramia orbicularis (orbiculate cardinalfish) is the source of this 1628-nucleotide messenger RNA. It is a transcript of the gene lrrc42, whose product is annotated as leucine rich repeat containing 42. Bases 272 to 1492 code for a protein of 406 amino acids. The transcript has 7 exons. NCBI's taxonomy places the organism in Eukaryota, Metazoa, Chordata, Actinopteri, Kurtiformes, Apogonidae. The record is from RefSeq and is a predicted model, not a curated record.
CUGUGUUAGCUAGUUAACAGUGAAUGCUAAAGAGCUGAACUCGGAAUACUUAUUGAAUAAAAAGUAAAUAAUUAUCAAAUACAAGCAAAAUUAGCGGCGACAUUUGAGGAAUAAGGUGAAAGGUAUUUCUGUCUUUUAGUGGGAUGUUUAUGGUUUUCAAUGGCAUUCAUUAGCUGUGUUUUUCUUGGGAGUGCUUGCCGGUUAAGCUAACUAAACCUGCAUGAGUUAGGAAAUUAAACAUUCUCACAAGAAAAACCCUGUGACUCCUAGAAUGGACAGUAGCCCGGUUUAUGUCCGUGAAAAAGGCUCCCUUCGUCGUGUCAGUGACAUUGUGCUUGCUCAGCCAAAGCCAGUGUCAUCAUCAUGCCGGCGGACAAACCCAUUUGUGCUGAGAAAAGACCACUUUAUAUUCACCUACAAUGCAGAGGGAAGUCUGAGGUACACCUCCAAAUCUCUCUUUGACAUAACUCUGACAUUCGUAGCUGGUAACAUUCAGCAUGUAGAUUCUCUGGUGGGCUUUCCAGAGCAGAUUGGAGACAGACUUUUUGCAGCAGCAGAGGAGAAUCGAACAUUUUUAAACCCAGACAUUUCCUCCAAAGCCCUGCAGUUGUUCAGUGAGGCUUAUGGGGAAAUGGUCCUGGAGUCCCUUUGUUUAAGAAAUAGAUUUCCACUUUUUCAUGAGAGGUUGAAUGAAAUCAAAACAUUUCAUGGCUUGAAGUCUCUAGAUUUGUUUGGCUGCAGACUGGGUGACGAUCAUGAGAUAUUCCAGCACCUGACGUCAAACCCAUUAGCAAGCCUGAAUCGGCUUUUCAUUGGAGGCAACAGUCUGUCAGACAUUGGCUUGCAAAGACUGACUGCACCCAUCCGGAUGAUGAGAAAGGGGCUGGACUGUCUGAAGUCCCUUGAUGUUUCCUACAAUCCUGUCACAGAGAGAGCUUUCAGAUAUCUAACAUGCCUGCCCAAACUUGAAAAACUAGAUGUAUCUGGGACUGGUAUGAAGCUUGGCCCAGGACUGAAGAGAGUCAUGCAGGACCUGCUGGGGCUCAUUUAUUCUGAGAAACCACUGGAUACUUUCGAUCACUCAAAAUGUAAAACUGAGGGUUGGGCAGAGCAGGUUGUAAAUCAGUGGGAAACAAAUGGUACUCAAAUGCCAAAACUCAAGAAACUUGAAGAAUCAAGAACAUCAGCACUACGCUUUUUUGGCAGGCAGAAGUUCGUCAGAGAGGUGCUAAAGGCAACACCUUUGGUCUGUGAGAGUGAAGGCAACACCAACACAGAGACGCUGCAUUUCUACAAACCCUCAGUGAUCGGCUGCACGCAAGAGAAACAUAAUAGUUCUGCAGUAUGUGAUGACAAGCAUUAUUGGCACAACUACAAAAAAAGGCAGCGUCAGGUUGAAAGGUGUGACACUGUUCAUGAAAGCCCUCCGACCAAACGUUUGUCCUCUUUGGCUUUUUCAGCUGAGGACAUGGACUUGUUGAACAGCUAUUGAGUAACGUACUCAUAUGCACGACGACCUACAUUUACACUUAAAAGGACCAGAAUGAUGUCACACUCAGGAAGAUCUUUUCUGGCUACAUUGACUUUGUUAUAGAGUUUUAUAAAUAAAGUUCAGUAUUACGCAUUUG